AUGCCAUGGGAAGUUCGUCUAAGGAUAGCUGCAGAAGCUGCUGGAGCGUUGGCAUAUCUGCACUCAGCUGCUUCAGUACCAAUCAUUCACAGAGAUGUCAAGUCCACAAAUUUACUCUUAGAUGAGAAUUAUACCGCUAAAGUAUCAGACUUUGGAGCUUCGAGGUUGGUCUCAUUUGAUCAAUCACAUAUAACCACCCUUGUGCAUGGGACAUUUGGAUACUUAGAUCCAGAGUACUUCCACUCAAGCAUGCUAACAGAGAAGAGCGAUGUCUAUAGCUUUGGGGUCGUUCUUGUGGAGCUAUUAACUAGGGAAACUCCAAUAUCUUUUACUAGGUCGGAAGAUCAGAGGAAUCUAGCUAUAUAUUUCACCUUAAUGUUUGAUGAACAGCACUACCUUCAAUUGCUAGAGCCACAGAUUGUAGAGCAAGCUGGAAUAGAGCAACUCUUUUUGGCUGCACAACUUGCUAGGAGGUGCUUAAAUUUGAAAGGAGAAGGAAGGCCAACUAUGAAAGAAGUUGCCAUGGAGUUAGAAGGGCUAAGGAGGUUCCAUAAGCAACAGUUGGUUCCCAAUCUCAAGGAAAUGGAACACUCAAUAGAUGAGAUUGGAUCUUCAAAAAUAUGCAUUGAGGAGGAAAGUAGAUAA
Messenger RNA from Elaeis guineensis (African oil palm), 645 nucleotides. Lineage: Eukaryota; Viridiplantae; Streptophyta; Magnoliopsida; Arecales; Arecaceae. The record is from RefSeq and is a predicted model, not a curated record.